This is a messenger RNA of Penicillium manginii, 678 nucleotides long. RefSeq lists its product as uncharacterized. The transcript has a single exon. The record is from RefSeq and is a predicted model, not a curated record. NCBI's taxonomy places the organism in Eukaryota, Fungi, Ascomycota, Eurotiomycetes, Eurotiales, Aspergillaceae. Bases 1 to 678 code for a protein of 225 amino acids.
AUGACAACCACACACGAAACUCGUGUUUUUGCCGGCGUCACUCUUAUUGAUACUCCGGUGGUACGGGAAGCAUUGGAAUUCGCCCGAGCCCAUCAUGAUCCAAUGUCAUUUCACCAUGUCUAUCGGUCUUGGAUCUUUGGCGCUUUGAUUGCUUCGAAAAUACCAGCAUACGAGAGCGUAGACCUCGAAGUCCACGCUGUGUCAGCUAUCCUUCAUGAUCUGGCAUGGGAUUAUGAUAGUGUCUUCGCAACCAAAGACAAGCGUUUCGAGGUCGAUAGUGCAAACGCCGCCCGCGAAUAUCUGAAGCGCGAAGCGCCCGGAUUCAACCAGCGACAGCUGCAGAUGGUCUGGGACAGCAUUGCACUGCAUACCACCUCCAGUAUUGCGCAGCAUAAGGAGAUGGAAGUUGCUCUCUGUCAUAUGGGAAUCACUGCAGAUUUCCUGGGUUCCGGUCUUCCCGGUGGUCUGAUCACGAAAGAGGAACAUAGUGCCGUUGUCAAAGAGCUGCCACUUCUCGAAUUCAAGGACUCCGUGAUAAAGCUUCUUUGCGCAUUGUGCAAACACAAGCCCGAGACGACAUAUGAUAACUUUGUGCGGGACUUUGGAGAGCGUUUUGUGGAUGGGUAUUCGAGGGAGUCAAAGACUUUUGUUGAUAUCUUGAUGGUACCGCUGGAUUGA